Molecule: messenger RNA, 9624 nt
Organism: Oryzias melastigma (Indian medaka)
Lineage: Eukaryota; Metazoa; Chordata; Actinopteri; Beloniformes; Adrianichthyidae
Gene: shisa7b
Product: shisa family member 7
Exons: 8
Coding region: 3697-5709 (670 amino acids)
Biological process (GO): regulation of AMPA receptor activity; regulation of short-term neuronal synaptic plasticity
Cellular component (GO): postsynaptic membrane; AMPA glutamate receptor complex; postsynaptic density
Source: RefSeq, a predicted model, not a curated record
UGAACUGUUUUUAUUUUAUUUAUUUUUUUCUGCUUAAACACAGUUUUUCAUUAAAAAUUGAGGAGGAAGUCUGUUAGGCACCAGUCCUUCCAAAACAAACUUGAUUUUAAUGAGAAAAAUCUUUGAAUUAAUCUUUUAAAAAAUUAAAUAGAGUGAUUUUUAUGUGUGAUUUGUUUUUUGUAGGGCUCAAGAAACCCUAAAGAGUCUAAAUGUUGUGAAAGCGAUCUUUGGCCCAGAGAGCUGCGCUGAGGGUCGAGCCUGAGAAUAAUGGUUUCUUGACAGCAGUGUUGACAGCGCCGCAGGCCUCAUUCUGUAAACAGAACAUACGUGCACGUUCGGAGUCCCUCUCUUCUCUCUCCUUCUGUCAGAUGAGUCCAUGCGGCAUCUGUCAUGUGCUCUGCUCCGUUUGUCAAAGUCACAUCAUGGCUGCCGCAUCUCCUGUCAACUGCUGUGGGUUCGUGUGCAUUUGUGUUGUUGAAAGGAUUAAAAGAGCUUUAACUCCCAAACUUGAGCAGAUAUUCUAGUAAUAGAGUUGAAGCUCUCAGCUUGCAAUAUACAAGUUAGAAAUAAGUACAAGAUAACAUCAGGCCAUUAAUAACAAUAAAAUAAAAUGAUCUGGAGGGUGGGAUGGAAUUGCCUGAAGGAGCCUUGACACAUGUGGUGUAAGCCAAGGAUAGGCAACUCCAGGCCUCGAGGGCCGCAUUCCUGCAUGUUUUCUAGCAUACCGUCCUCUGGUAGGUUCUAAAUGGCGGGACACACACAAACCAGGUAGUUUUGAGUAGGGCUUGGAUAUCUGGAAAUCACGCAGACACAAUGGCCCUCGUAGCCUGGAGUUGCCUAUCCCUGGUGUAAGCACUUCACUGCAGUAAGUGUUGUGAAGUGGUGCAAGGCUGCUUUCGCUUCAUAAUCUACUCAAAUUUCAUUUAUUGUUUAAACGGCUGAAGAGAGGAUUUGAUGCUCAUUUAUCCCACGGUGUUCACAUUAGACCAGAAGGGAGGGGCUUCUUCUACUUUUUCUUUUGCCACUGUUUACUAGUGCUUGUCUGCCACCUACAGUUGGAAGAGGAUUAGCGGAAGCAGUGCGAAUCUCAUGAAUCUUGCUCCAGGCUUGUUCUCUCACAGCUCUUUCCCAAAAAGUGAAGGACUUGGUGUCACAUAAUUGUCCAAGCUGUAUCUAUCAAUUUCUCCUUAUUAAUUGAAAGAACAAGAUCCUGAAUACUAGUGGCCAAACUGAGCUCCUCUGUAGGUGAGAUAGGGUGAAAGGCUCGGCCACCCACUUCUCCUCCGCAUUGAGAGGAGCCAAUUGAGGUGGCUCAGCCAUCCAGAUGCCUCCAGGGCAUCUCCCUGGGUAGGUGUUCCGAAUAUGUCCCCGGGGAAGACCCAGGACACGCUGGAGAGACUACGACUCUCGCCUGGCCUGGGAACGACUCUAGGCCCCCCCAGAGGAGCUGGAGGAAGUGACCUGUUAGAGGGAAGUCUGGGCAUCUUUGCUUAGACUUCGAGAUGGAUGGGUUAUCAAUUUUCAACCGGUUGGCACUUCUGUGAAUAAAAAGGAACACAAUCCAUACGUCACUACCAAAUCUGAGUCCCUUGAUUGGUCAAAAUUUGAGAUUAGAUCCCAAAAACUAUCUCAGAAACGUGCAUCAGUGCAUGAGUUAUAAAUGUCAUCCAGUUUGAAUGCUUAGUGAUAUGUAUUUAACAUUAAAAUCAUUGAAAUAACUGCACUUUCUGCAUUCAAAUUAUCUUUUUUUUUUCUUUUUCAAACAUUUCCUAUUUUUAUUUGUCUCUUACAGAUUGAAUUCUGCUGAACCUGGACAAGAUCUGAUCAGGACGGUCUCCAAACCCCGUGAAGUUAUCCAGGAAACAGUUUUGUUCACCUUUUCCCGCUUUUGAAGCAAACAUUCCUCUCCAAGCGUCUGUCUGCAUUUUGGACCUAAACUUUUUCUGCCUGCUUCUUCUUGACCUUUUUUUUUUUUGUUAAACGAGACCAAAUCAGAUGCCAAACUGACUGUGUCGACAUAAAAAAGCAAAAAUAUAAGCAACAGAUCAUCAGAACUAUAUUUAGACCAUCUUUCUUUCCAAUCGUCCAGUUCAACCACACGACCACUCACCAUCCUGCAGUACUUGUUGCUGUCUAUGCUAAACCUGAGACUAUAAUCAGUGCAUUAUUGGUUCAAAGUGCUUUACCGUAAGACCCUCCAGCUAGUGGUUUCCAGAGACAGCCCGCAGUCCGAGGGGAGGGCUGCCAAAGGAAGCCGAACAAGCCACGUCUAACCCCAAACCACUGCUGCUACCCGAGAGGCUCAGUAUACUGUCCUGUCACUGCGCUGUGAAACACUGUUGACACUUUGCUUCCUUCUUCCAGUUGCUUCUGCCAGAGAGGACUCUCGGUUCUCCGUCGUCUUUUUCCUUCCAUUCACUGUGCUUGAUCAAGCCACAGUUGAGAGCGCCCCUUUACUCCCUUUUUGCAUUCUUGAAGGAUUUCACUGUUCUCGCUUGUUUCUAGAGAAGAACUUUAAGCCAUACCGAACACCAGCCAUAAAAGUCCACAGAUCUCUUCGGCCGAGUGAUCUUUACUCACAUCCAUGCAUAUUCAGGAAGCCGAUGAGGAAACUGAAGGAACGACUUUGUAAGUUCGGACUCUUUCUACGAAGAUCAGGCUCUGUACCGAACCUGUGGCCACACCGCCUUCUACAUCGAGAUUCCCAUCCUCUCCCGGUGUUCCUCUGCGCUGACGGAUGAAUCCGGAAACUUUCAUGUCUGUUCUGUGGGCCCAAUGGCGCUGCCCUGCUAGAACCGGGCCCAAACCCUCCUUCGUUCUCUUCUGCUGGGCUAAGCUGAACUCAGAGCAAAGACACUCGCGCGACGGGGUUAGCACAUAGACGAACGCCCGCUCCUCACCAGCUCUCUGCUACUGAAUGCCUUGACGUGCUCGUUGGAACCGGCCGAUCUGUCCUUUCGAUGAAAGCUACGAUGCUGCUUUACGCUUUACAGUGCUGGAACUCACACUCAACAGUUCCCUUCCUGUGAGCGCCCCAAAACUGCUGUUAUGCAACUCGUAAGAACGGCUCCUCGAGAAAUAGAUUUGACCUAAACACAGUUUUUUUUUCGAUCAUUCAAAGAGUAAAGUGCCAAACUCUGAAAAGUAACAUCCUCCAUCUGAGCUAACAUGAAAUGUUAAGUUUACAAGCAGCGCUAAAUGUUUACACACCGCAGCUUCCUUCAGUUUCUCCAGCGAAUCGUAACUUUCGUGCCAAACGCGCCAUAACUGUGUUCAGUCGGACCGAUAGAAUUAAAUGAGUUUACACUUUUUCACUUUUUUUGUUUACAGAAAACGUGAGAAAACUGCCAUUUCUGAAGGCACUCUGUCACCCUACAGGACACAUUUGAUUACGCAGUGCCAUACAGCUACCCCAUGCGAGAGAUUCCUUCGGUUUGGAAGCUGUCGCUCCAUAGGGCCUAAAAUCUCCGAAAGACCUCAAUGUUUACACUAGCUGCUCGUGCGAGAGACACCCAGAAAUGUUUACAUUCAGACAAAAGAGUAAAAUGCCAAACACAUUCAUACAGCUGCUGAACUCCAGGAGAAACAUCUGAUCAAGGAGGAGGGAUUUACCCACCUGACGGACCCUCGAUCCAGGACGGAACUGCUUCUCAAGUUUUUACUACUUUUUAAUACUUCAAAGUUUGCCAUUGAACAAUGAAACCCUCUGUGCUCGGAAGGAUGCUUUUCUCGUCUGUCAUCCUCCUAUUUUCCUGCUGCCUGGCUCACUCCGCUGUAACCACCACCACCACCACCACCGCAGAGCGGCGAGCCAUCAACAGAGACGUUAGGAACUCUGCCAGUAAAACGACCUUGUUCCUCCUGACUGGAUACAAGCCCCCGGUGCUCGGCGGACCCAAACGAGGGCCAAAAACAGCCGAGGUGGAGGACGACCCUCCGGCGAUGGCAGAACUCCCGCCGAAGCCCCUCCCUCAGACCAUGUUGCCAAAGAAUGUGACGGAGGACGCUCUGAAGCCGCCGCUCGGCGCGGCGCACAUUCCUCAGCAGCUGGUGGACGUGGAUAUCUGCAGGGGCUACUACGACGUGAUGGGGCACUUCGACACCACGUUCAACUGCUCCAAGGGCAGUUACGUCUACUGCUGCGGCACCUGCCACUACCGCUUCUGCUGCGAGCACCAGAAGAACCGGCUGGACCAGGCCUCCUGCACCAACUACAAGUCUCCGGUGUGGGCUGACCCUCAAGUUCCUGUUACCGUGCCAGCGGGCAAGAAGCCCAUCCCUGACUUUGAGACGCUUCAGCAGCAGAGCAGCAGCACUGGUUAUGUGAUUGGGGGGGUGAUCUCCUUCACGCUGGUGGUGGCCGUGGGCGUCAGGAUUGCCUUCAGCAAAGUUGCACGUCGACCUCGCAACAGAGAGAUCAACAUGCCCAGAUCACUGGUGGACAUCUUACGUCACCAAUCCAGCCCUGUGCAGCAGGGGGAGAGGAACAACACCACUGUGCUGACCACCUCCGAUGGACGCACAUCCAAGAACCUCUACACCCCCAUCCUGCAGAUGAAAGACAACCGCACUGGGAACUUGCACCACCCUUUUAACCAGCAGGGGUCUGCUUCCAGCCCCAAACACUCUGCCACCGUCGAGCGUGGACCCCGUAUGAACAACACGCCCCAGCUCUCCUCCGGGCCGAAGCUGAUCUCCGGAAGCGGCAAAGGCCCCGGAGGGGUCGGCGUCGGUGGCAGCGGCUUCAUGGGAGGCAGCAUGAGGCACAACAGCAGCCACCCGUCUUUUUCCCACUCCUUCCACAACCUGGCCCAGCUGCCACCGUCCUACGAGAUGGCCAUGAAGCCAGAGAUCAACCGCUACAGCUCCCUGAAGAAGCUGGAGAAAGAACUGGACGAGUACUCGGGCUACUACACCUCCAAACGGCGUGCCAACAACGCCCCGCCCUCCUUCCAUUCCUCCCAGCACCACCUGCCCUGGGGAGGCGACUACACGCUGGGCUCCAGGGGCACCCUGCCCCUCCACGGCUCCCGCCCGCACCUCCACAUCCCGGCGUCCACCCCGAACCCGUACCCGCUGCCCUCGCAGGCGCCCUACACCAGCUCCACCUUCGACCGGCCGCCGCGCCGCGUCCGCUCCCAGGACCAGCUGCUGGCGCUCGGGGAAGGCAACACGCUGACGCGCCUGUCCAAGAACCAACAGCACCAGUACUACAAAGCCAUGAUGAGCACCAGCAGGAGCUCCACGUCACAGACGCUCCGCAGGUCUCACGAGCGGCUCCUGAUCUCGCCGGACCGCCUUGACGAGCGGCUGAUGACCAUGGGACACCUGAUGGGGGCAGGGGACAGAGGAGCUAGUGGUGGGAUGGUUCCCACCAUGGGCCGCCUCAGCCACCACCAGAAGGCCCAGUCGCAGCAGAACAUCUGCGCCACGCCCUCCAUGGACCGCCACCACAUGAUCAAGAUGAACUCCCAGCCGUCGUCGGGCCACGAGCACGAGCGCAGCGCCGCCGCCGCCAUGCCCGGGAUGGGGAUGCGCAGCGGCUGGGAGUCCCACGGCGCGGCGGGGACUCUCGGAGGACACCCCAACGCCCGUCGGAUGGCCUUCGCCAACAAGCGGCAGAACACCAUCGAGCAGCUGCACUUCAUCCCCGGAGGCGGAGGCGGGCAGGGGCUGCGGACUGGGAGUAAGAACGAGGUGACAGUUUAGGAGCAGAAACCUCGGAGGCACCAAACAUCUCAAAAGGAAAUGUGUCCAUGAAAAUUCAGCCGAUCCCCGAAGAAAAACAAAUCAGACAAGAGCAGAAAACGAGACUUUUCAGGAAGCAGAGUUUGGCCCCCUCUGGUUCUCCUUUGAGACGAUGGAAGGACGGCGUUGAGCUCUUUCACUCUAAAGGUGUCCCAGACCAAACGAGGCUCUUUUGUAUGGAUUUCUCUCGACUGAGCCCAACUGUAGGAGUUCGUUUGUACUUCCUAGAACACGGAUUCAUCCUGAAGCCAGCCGAUUUGUAAACAGCUGGACGUGUGACCGACGUGUCGCUGCUUUCUCUAGACGUGAUUGGAUAAUCACAGUGCCACUGUCCACACCUUCAAGCCAAGUGCAGUUAACCCUCAUUUUCCUGAGACGAAGUGACGAUGUUGCAGUCAGAGUCGGACACUAGUGAAGCUUAGAAUCGGACCUUUCAUACCAACCUGUGAACAAACGUCGUUGAAACGCUUUAGUGUUUGUUUAGUGUGGAGGUCCGAAGGUUUGGAGUCACCCCUCCUGGAGAGCGCCGCCGCCGUUGCCGCCGCUCACCUGUUAUGAACAGAAAAGCUAGUUUGAGGGGGCAGGACAUUGGACACUUCACACCAAGGGCUAAACUGAAUUAUCUUUGUGUGUCCGUGCUCUGUACAGUGUCGGCUUCUCAUUUUCAUUUCUUCUGUCGGAGGCAUGCUCGUGCAUAUUUCUACAGGUACUCGUGUAUGUCGGGGCGGGGAGGGCGGAGCUUCAGUGUAACAUGUAAAAGCACCUUUAUGUUCGAUAUUGUCGAGGAAGCAGAGGAGACGACAACGAUGUCAUAUUUUGUAAAAUAUUUUAUUGAAUGAACCUCUUUCCGGGAGGUUCUCGGUCUCCGGAGUUUUUGGUGUUUCCAUAAGGACGGGUUUGAUCGUGGCAGGGGUGUCCAAACUUUGUGUUGUGUUUGCUUCCAUACUGUUGUGAUGCAUUACACUCUUUCCUCACUGCAACAAUUUCAAAGCAAAAAUGAACACAUUUUCCCCUAUAUAAAACAAGAACAAACAAAAAAAAAACAUACAUUUUAACCCUUGUUUAUGUUCUUUGAUUUACCGUAACUUUUCAAUUAUCAGUGCGAUUGAUGUAAUUGGAAUUACAUCAAUCGAGUUAAUGGUUGAAGAGUUACAAUAUGUUAAAGAUUUGGCGUUUAAGCAUCACCGGCAAUGCCUCCGGUAUCAAAGGAUAUCAAUGUAUUUUUGCUUCUAUAAUUUACCUAUUUAUAAUUCAUUUUUAUUACGAAAAAUUGGUUUCUUCCAAUAAAAAAUCUGCUGAUUCGGCAUAAAUUUGUAUAUAAAAUACUGAAUUGGCCAAAAAUAUAUAUAAUUUGUAAACUAUAAACGUUUCUAUAAAGCUGAAAUACAUGACAUAAAAAAAAAUAAUAAUCUGGAACUGUCUAGAAUAAACUAAUCUUCAUUUAAGGAAACAAAAUCAUGAACUAAAAACGCUAUGUUAAAAACUAAAUUCGGUGGGGAAGCAAACAAAAUUUAAAUAUGUUAGAUAUUCUAAGACAAAUUUUUAAUAAUUUAUUUAUAAUUAAUUUUAAAAAAAUCAAAUUUUAUAUAUUAUUUAAGUUUAAAUAAAUACAAAGAGUGUGUAUAUUAACACCCUAGACCUUAAAAACCUAUAAAUAGAAAAUACAAUUUUAGCCAUUUUAAUUUAAAAAAAAAAAGUACUACCAACUGAUAAGUUAGCAGAAUGUAAGCUAAAAAUAAUAAUAAUAAUAAUUCCACUUCCUGCUUGGAUAUCUGUCAAAGUCUGGCGAUAAGAUGUUUCCCAAUACAUGCCUCACGAUAAGUAUCGUGAUAUACAGUCUAUGGAUAUAUCCCAAGACUACACCAGAACAAUUUUUUACUAUUUUUUUAAGCUGAGCUCCGUGCAUGAACCGCAGCGCAACUGCAUUGCGUCACUCGGUAUUAUAUGAACCGCUACGAAUCUGCAUUUUUAUAUGAUACUGGCAGCAACAUGGCACAGAAUUCCGUUUCGAUACCCAUCCCAAGUAAAAAUGAAGAAGUACAUGUCUCAGAACAUCAAAAACCACGAGGUUGACUGAACAUUUAACACAAGCUGGUUCUCGCGAGAUCUUGUUGCUGUUUUGGUCGCGGUGCAAAGGCGCUCAAAGAGGCUCAGUGUGUUGUGCUGCCAUCUAGUGGUUUAGGUGGAAAACAAAAAUAAGACGUUGAAGGACACUCAAAUAAUUAAUUAAAUAUCAUUAUGCUAGAAUUUUAAAACGAUACAAGUAUCGCCAGAUGGAAUAUAGCGAUAUAUCACCGAAUCGAUUUGUUUCUAUACCCCUACUAAAAAGACUAGAUUCCAUCUAUAAAUGGCUAACUUUGCUACUAUCGCUUUAUCUAGUGAGAAAAUAUGCAGAAAAGUGAAGCUUUAAGUUGGCUUUUGAAAAAAUAUUUAUUAAAAGUGAACAAAUAUGAAUGGAAAAUGUUGCACUUUCCAAAAUAUUUCAAAAAGAAAUGAAACAAAAUUAAGUAGUUUACUAAAUAUGUGACGUUGACACUGCUGAAACCACAAUAAAUGUGUUUUUGUGCAUCUAAAUGACACCACAAAACUCAAAUGAAAAGAAAAUUAGCUUCAAACAUUUCUCAACAUUAUAAAUAUGAAGCUUUUUUUUUUUUUCAAAUUUAUUGAAGUUUUAAAUGUGAUUUUGGAUUGGUUAUAAAGGAGAACUAAUGCUCCACCAAGUGUCAAAAUAAGAAGAAAAACCAAAAAGGCGUAAAAAUGUUUGUGUUAUGACCUACAGGAAAACUCAUGUUUGGAUACCCCUGAAUCUGAAUGACGCUUCAUAAUGGACAGUUGUUGUGUUUGAAGUCAUCAAAAUGGUGAACACUUUUAUCAACACUUUUUUUUAAAACUGUGUGACUUUAAUUGUGAUUUAAAUUGUUCAUGUUGUUUUUGUUGGCAAAAGGUUUUAAAAAUCUCCUCUGUGAACCCCAGGAGCUGAUUUGAGGACCAACCGUGGGCUGCAUGGGGAAGGCGUCGCGUUCACACACAUCUGCUUUUCUAACUUCCUAGCAUCAUCUUUUAUCUUGGAAUGCCAGGAGUUUUAACCCGAUCAGUUCUCAGUGUAAUUCUCACCGAAAUGUUGUUUGCUCACUUCACCCGUGAAAGGUUCAUUUCAGCUCCUGUCUUUUCGUUUUCAGGGGGACGUCGAGCCGCUUUUCUCAUUGAGUUUCGUUCACCAGCGAGGACGGUGUAAAUCGUUUAAAGGCUUUUCAUGUGAAGUUCCAGUGUGUGAAACGUGAAACAGCUGGUCCAUUUCUAGCAUGGUUUCUGUGUUUUGAUGGUGUUGAUCUGAAAACAAUCGUGCAUUUCUUACACGUUAAUGUUUCGACCUGAACAUCAGCGUCAUAAGACUCCUUUAUGAAACCUCCGUACCCGUAGACGGGGGAAAAAAAGAAAUUCUAGCACGUCAUUGAACCAAAAAUUUUUAACUUUGACCUUUAUUUCAAGGUAAUGAAAGGAUAAAUCAAAUAGACAUGGAAUUAAUUUGUACUUUUGAUGUGUCACUCCUUUGAAGGCCUCUUCCUGUUGUUGUGAUCCAUGUUCAUUGCUGCCCUGGUUAGAAACUGUGUGCCUGUACGUGAGUAUGAGUGUGUUAACCAUGGUGGGUGGGUGGGGGGGCAUGGGUGUAUUUGUAUUCUCAAAGCUACUCUGCAUACCUCAAACUGUAUGAUACAAUUAUUUAUAACAUCCCUUAUAUGUCUAUUUCCAAGAAAAUCCCAAUGAAGGUCUGACAGACGUGCUACCUUUUUGUUAUUGGUGAUCAUUUCUUGCGUUUGUAGAACUCAUACUGUUUAAAAGAUAAUAUAUAAAUAAAUUUGAAAAAAUGCCACAUGA